Molecule: messenger RNA, 573 nt
Organism: Anastrepha ludens (Mexican fruit fly)
Lineage: Eukaryota; Metazoa; Arthropoda; Insecta; Diptera; Tephritidae
Exons: 2
Coding region: 144-530 (128 amino acids)
Source: RefSeq, a predicted model, not a curated record
UUAAAAUCAUUUGAGUUAAGCAAUUUCCUGUGAUUAAUGCAGAGGUUAUAAGAGGUCAGAAAAAAAGUUUCGAUUAAAUUGAAUAUUUUCUGAACUAAAAAAAUAUAAUAAAGCAAUUAAUAAAAAUAUUUAAAAUUAAUGAAAUGGAAAACGAAGUAAAUGUAACAGGUUAUGAUGAAAGCAGUCACAUGUCGUUUUUAGAGGGCAGUGGGGCUGAUUUACUAACAAAUGUUUCUAAUACUCCACUAUGCAGUGAGAAUGAGGCAGAUAAAUCAAAUUUACAAGAAAAUCUCCGUUUUGACAGUGAUGACUCAGUCCUAGAUUCCGACUAUGAGGACUCAACUUCUGCUAAUAAUGGAAAUAGUAGCAAUUUAAAUGAUGAUGAACUGCUCAACGAGGCGCCGACUACAUCCCAAAGAGCUUAUUCGAGGAAAGAAUCAUGCACAAGACGGAACUUGGGAAAGGCAUACGUUAAUGUAAAGAGUGUUGUUGUGUCGGAAAGAAAAUUGAGACCACUUAUUAUUGAUUGACGCAUGAAGUGCAAAUAAAAGGUUCCGCUUGCAUUUCAGAAAA